AUGGAUGCCAGCGAGAUAUCCUAUGGGACCCUGAUUCUAAUAGAGAUCAUUAUUGGCAUGUGGAGGAAUGUCAUCCUCCUCCUGGUUUAUGCUCCCAUGGUCUUCACCAACCACAAGAUGAACCUGUUAGACUUGAUCCUCGCCCAGCUGGCCUUGGCCAACACCAUCAUCCUUCUCACUCUUGGCAUCCCAGAGACCAUGUCAGCUUGGGGGCUGAGGAACUUCCUGGAUGCUGUUGGAUGUAAAAUCCUCUUCUACCUCUAUCGAGUGGGCCGGGGCCUUGCCAUCUGCACCACCUGCCUCCUGAGCAUUUUUCAAGCCAUCUCCAUCAGCCCUGGCACCUCCCGGUGGGCAAGAGUCAAAGCCAGAUUACCCAGGAGCAUCCUCCCUUCCUGCCUCUUCUCUUGGGUCCUCAGUCUGCUGAUAGAUAUGACUGCACUGCUGUACAUGGAGGGACCCCGCAACAUCACCAAUAUUGAAAUGACAUUCAUUUUCAAAUACUGCUCCUCCACUAGUCCAAAUACAGUCACCACUCUGGUCAAUGCCGUGGUCCUCUCCCUGCGGGACCUAUUCUUUGUGGGGCUCAUGAGCGCAGCCAGCGGCUACAUGGUGCUUCUUCUGCACAGACACCACCAGCAGGUCCAGCACCUCCAUGGGCCUGGUUGCUACCCCAGGGUGAUGCCCGAGGUCCGGGCAGCCAAGUGUGUGGUUUCCCUAGUCACCCUCUAUGUCCUCCUCUUUGGGCAAGAGACAGUCACGCUGAGCAUUUUAAUCAACAUGAGGAAAAAAUCCCCUCAUCUGGUAAAUUCUUUCAAGGUGUUGUCCUUUACCUUCUCGGUCAUCAGUCCAUUUCUGGUUCACAACAACCAGAGGAUGAGAAUGUUUGGGAGAAGGACAUCUCCCAUUUCCAACUCUGAUUCCUCACCAGCUCCUAAGGAAGUUGCAUGA
This is a messenger RNA of Ornithorhynchus anatinus (platypus), 948 nucleotides long. RefSeq names its product vomeronasal 1 receptor ornAnaV1R3108. The transcript has a single exon. Gene Ontology annotation, molecular function: pheromone receptor activity. Gene Ontology annotation, cellular component: membrane. NCBI's taxonomy places the organism in Eukaryota, Metazoa, Chordata, Mammalia, Monotremata, Ornithorhynchidae. Gene Ontology annotation, biological process: G protein-coupled receptor signaling pathway. The record is from RefSeq and is marked inferred. Bases 1 to 948 code for a protein of 315 amino acids.